This is a messenger RNA of Pipistrellus nathusii (Nathusius's pipistrelle), 2130 nucleotides long. NCBI's taxonomy places the organism in Eukaryota, Metazoa, Chordata, Mammalia, Chiroptera, Vespertilionidae. The record is from the annotation of a GenBank genome assembly.
AUGGCUGGGGGGGUGUGGGGCCGGGCCCGGGCCCGGGGAGGCCCUGUGGGGGCCCUCACCCUGACCGCUCUGGCUGAAGGGAUCCAGGCCAACCAGGGGCAGCCCGCCAGACCCCCUCCCAAGGGCCCUGAGCCCCAGCCUGAGCUGGAGCCCGAGGCGCAGCCUGGAAGUGUAGCCGCAGCCUCCCCCACGGCCGCCCCGGAGCCCGGCUCCCCUCCCCGGAGGCAGGAGCCGGCCCCCGAGGGGCCCCGGCAGACCCCCCCGAGCUCCUGGGAGCAGGGGGCCCUGGCUGACCUGGCGCUGUGCAUGGCGGCCUGCCUGGAGGAGGCGGGCCUCUCGGGAACACAGGCCACGGCGCUCACUCUGUCCUCGGCCCUGGAAGCCCGGGGGCAGCGGCUGGAGGACCAGGUGCAGGCCCUGGUGCUCGGGCUGCUGGCGCAGGUGCCCAGCCUGGCCGAGGGGAGGCUCCGGCACGCAGCCCUGCGGGUGCUGAGCUCGCUGGCCCUGGAGCACUCCCGUGAGGUGGUGGGCGCUCUGCUGCCCUGCUCUCUGCCCCCGGACCGGGCGGCGGCCGAGCUGUGGCGCAGCCUGAGCCGGAACCAGCGCGUGAACGGGCAGGUGCUGGUGCAGCUGCUGUGGGCGCUGAAGGGCGCGGCGGGACCCCAGCGGGAGGCACUGGCAGCCACGCGCGCCCUCGGGGAGAUGCUGUCCGUGUCCGGCUGCGUGGGCGCCACGCGGGGCUUCUACUCGCACCUGCUCCUGGCGCUGGUCACUCAGCUGCACGCGCUGGCCCGGGGCCCAGGCUCCCCCGGCGCCCACAAGGGGUGGGCCGCCGGUGACCGGGGACCACCGCACGGCCACUCCAGCUGCGCCGUGGAGGCCUUGAAGGCCCUGCUCGCCGGGGACGGCGGCCGCAUGGUGGUCACCUGCAUGGAGCAGGCGGGAGGCUGGAGGCGGCUGGCCGGAGCCCACACCCACCUGGAGGGGGUCCUGCUGCUGGCCAGCGCCAUGGUGGCCCACGCGGACCACCACCUGCGGGGCCUCUUCGCCGACCUGCUGCCCCGGCUGCAAAGCGCCGAUGACACCCAGCGCCUCACGGCCAUGGCCUUCUUCACCGGGCUGCUGCAGAGCGGGCCCACCGCGCGGCUCCUGCGGGAGGAGGCCAUCCUGGAGCGGCUGCGCGCCUGGCAGCGCGACCCCGAGCCCACGGUGCGCUGGCUGGGCCUGCUGGGCCUCGGCCACCUGGCGCUGAACCGCGGGAAGGUGCGGCACCGGCGGGCGCUGCUGCCCGCGCUGCUGGGCGCCCUGGGCGAGGGCGACGCGCGACUCGUGGGCGCCGCGCUGGGCGCGCUGCGGAGGGUCCUGCAGCAGCCGCGGGCGCCCGUGCGGCGCCUGAGCACCGAGCUGGGCUCGCGCCUCCCGCCGCUGCUGGACGACGCCAGGGACCCGGUCCGCGCCGCGGCGGUCGGGCUCCUGGGGACGCUGGUGCGGCGGGGCCGGGGCGGGCUCCGCGUGGGCCUUCGAGGGCCGCUGCGGAAGCUGGUGCUCAGGAGCCUGGUGCCCCUGCUGCUGCGCCUGCACGACCCCAGCCUGGAUGCUGCCGAGAGCUCCGAGUGGACGCUGGUGCGCUGUGCCGGCGCCCUGCGCUGGGGGCUGCUGGAGGAGGUGGUCGCCGUGGCCCACUACGACAGCCCCGAGGCCCUGAGCCGCAUCUGCCGCCGCCUGGUGCGGUGGUACCCGGGCCACGUGCCCGGCUUCCUGAGCCAGACCCAGGGCUACCUGAGGAGCCCGCAGGCGCCCCUGCGCCGGGCCGCGGCCGUGCUCCUGGGCCUCCUGGUCCACCACAGCAGCCCCCGCCGCUUCAGCCAGGACCUGCUGGACUCCCUGUUCCGCGACCUGGGGCAGCUGCAGAGCGACCCCGAGCCGGCCGUGCUCGCCGCGGCGCAAGUGUCCUGCCAGCAGGUGGCGCUGCUGGCCCGCGCGCAGGGCCGAGGGCAGGGCCCGCGCUUCCCCCGCCUCCGCCUCCGCCUCCGCCGCGCCCGCCCCGCCCGGCUGCCGCCCGUCUACCCCGACAGCCCCUUCCAGCGCCGCAGCCGCGGGGGCCGCUGGGGCUGCUCCCCACCCGGCUGA